AUGAUCGGGAAUGGGAAGAAUACGUUGUUUUGGGAGGAUCGGUGGGUGGGUCACAAACCUCUUAAGUUCGUCUUUCCUAGACUUUUCCAACUUUGUGUAGAAAAGAAAGCUGUGAUUAGUGACUUGGGAAGGUGGGCGAACUCGGAAUGGAUCUGGGACCUUAAAUGGAGAAGGGAAUUAUUCGAUAGGGAAAAACCCAUGAUUAACGAAUUAUUGUCUUUCAUUUCUGGUCUUGAUCCUGUAGCAAGCAAAGACGAUGGAUGGUGUUGGCGCGCCUCCAAGGUGGGUGUCUUUACCACAAGUUCAGCUUACAAGGCGAUCAAAGACAUGAGGAAAAAUGAAGUGGGAAGCACCUCCUUCAAUAAAAGAUCAGAGAAAGCUUGGAAGAUCCGUGCUCCCCAAAAAGCAAAGGUUACGGUAUGGAGAAUUUUAAGGAACAGGCUGCCUACCUGCGACAACUUGAGCAAGAGAAACAUUCCACUUGGCGAUGUGGAAAUCAUGUGCAAUGCUUACUGCCAGGAAAAAGAGUCGGCUGAUCAUUUGUUUCUCUCAUGCCCGAAGACAGAAAUGAUUUGGAACGAGAUACAGAAAUGGACCGGGUUCUACACCGCACGGCCGGACAGCAUUGAGGCGCACUUUGACUCCUUUAUUCACAUGGGCAGAGGUAAGAAAAGCAAGAAACUCCUUGAGGCUCUUUGGACUUGCACCACUUGGCUUAUUUGGAAAGGUCGUAACGAGAGUAGAUUCGAAAACAAGAACUGGCAAGUCGAGAAAUUGAUGGGCGAAAUCAAAGCAAGGUUGUGGAGCUGGAAUAAGGUCUUUAAUUUGGUAGAUGUGGAGAUCAAUUUUAGGAGCUGGUUUUCUUACGCUAUUUCUCAUUAUUUGCUGUAA
Salvia miltiorrhiza (redroot sage) is the source of this 891-nucleotide messenger RNA. RefSeq lists its product as uncharacterized. The record is from RefSeq and is a predicted model, not a curated record. The transcript has a single exon. Lineage: Eukaryota; Viridiplantae; Streptophyta; Magnoliopsida; Lamiales; Lamiaceae. The coding region runs from base 1 to 891 and encodes 296 amino acids.